AGGAGGAGAAGAGAAAAGAGAAGGAAGGAGGGGGCCACGGGGCGCUCCAGUCAGUGGAAAAAGAAAAAGUGUGUGCCGGAGAAAGCAGCUCAGGGAAAGAAGAGUUGGCUUGGCUACUUUUGUUUCUCCGUGCAGCGCCGCUGUUUGGACCUGCGGGCGUGGAAGAAAAGAGGAGGAGGAGGAGGAUGCCGAUGAUGUGGAGCACAAGUGGACCAUGCGACGUUGUUCCGACAAGCCGAGUGAAACUAUAGCCUCGCCGCCACUUCUUCUCCAUUCCUUCGCUCCCGUCAAGCGAGCAUUCGGAACCCGCCGCCCGCCCCCCAACUUCGGCCUGCCUACCGGAUUCCCCCUACGGAGACACGGGGUAACUUUUCCCGCAUGAAAAAACAAAACCACGCGGGUCGUAAAAGUUUUCCUACAGCGAGCGAAAAGUGAACCAAAGUAGACCAAGCGGGGCUCGAGCGUGAAAGAAGCCGAGGAACUGCUGCUUUUUUCGGGGCCACUUGUUGAGAACAAACACCGGAGGAACGAGAGGCUAACGCGGCUAACGAGCUAAGCCCAGGGAAAAGUUACCACUCGACGGGAAAAGUGACAGAAGGGACCCGCCGACGACCGCAAUGAAGACCCCGGGGGAACCGGGGUUCGCCUUCCCCGAGUGGGCCUACAAGCCCGAGUCCAGCCCGGGAUCGCGGCAGAUCCAGCUGUGGCACUUCAUCCUGGAACUGCUGCGCAAGGAGGAGUACCACGACGUCAUCGCCUGGCAGGGCGACUACGGAGAGUUUGUCAUCAAGGACCCGGACGAGGUGGCUCGACUAUGGGGCGCUCGCAAGUGCAAACCGCAGAUGAACUACGACAAACUCAGCCGUGCCCUCAGGUACUACUACAACAAGAGGAUCCUCCACAAGACCAAAGGCAAGAGGUUCACCUACAAGUUCAACUUCAACAAAUUGGUGCUGGUCAACUACCCCUUCAUCGACAUGGGCUCAGGUCGCGGCGUCCCGCAAAGCGCACCGCCGGUCCCGACCGGAGGCACCCACUUCCGCUUCCCUCCCUCGACCCCAUCGGACGUGCUGUCAUCCAGCGAGGAGCUUCGCAGCCCUGGCGUGUUUAGUGGCGUGGCGCGUCGCAUGGCCCGCGGUUCCGUCAGCGACUGCAGUGACGGCACCUCCACCAACUCCGAGCUGGAGGAGGCGGUGGGGGCGGAGGAACGAGGCGUGGGCCCAGAGAGAGCUUUCAGGGGGCUCCUGCCGCCCCGUCUGCCUCACGAAUCCCUCUUCAGGCUCUACGGCGGCGCUCCCAGACCUCACAGAGUCCACCCGGAGCCGCUGUCUCCUUUCCCGGUGUCCCCCCUGCCGGGUCCUGGAGGGCUACUGGCCCCGACUCUGUCCCCGGCCCUUUCCAUGACCCCCACCCCACACCUGUCUUACACCCCUUCUCCGUCCCUCCCCUCCCCCAUGAUGGGCUCCCACUUCUCCUUCAACCCAGAGGACAUGAAGCAUUACCUUCAGGCCCACACCCAAUCAGUGUACAACUACCACCUCAGCCCCCGCGCCUUCCUCCACUACCCCAACAUCGUCAUCCCGCAGCCCCAUCGCCCCACCCCGGAGAAACCGGUUCCCCAUCAUCUGCACGGACCUCCCAUGACACUCUCCCAUUCACUGGUCGGGCAGCCUGUAGGCGGCGGGGGCGAGGAGGCCUUCAAGUUCAAGCUGCAGCCACCGCCUCUUGGGCGCAAACAGAGGGAGGCGGUAAGCUCGCUGGCGGCAUCAUCGUCCACGUCUUCUUCGGCGGGACAGUCCUCGUUAUUCACGGCAGCGCCCAAGAUCAAGGUGGAGCCCAUAUCUGACAUCGAGUCCGAAGAGGAAGUAGAAGUGACCGACAUCAGCGAGGAAGACGAGCUGAACCCCGAAGACGACGACAUCUUCACACCCGUUUCCCUUUAUAAUUCCAAGGCUAAUGGUAGCCCCUCUGACCCCUUCCCGCAGCCGCCCUCCAACCCAUACGACGACCCUGAAGAUGACGACGGAGAGGUCUUUAAGACUCCUGCUACCCCGCCCGCCGGCACUGGCAACUCGGCGUUCCCGCUACUCAGCCUGAAGACGGAACCGGCGCCGGCGGCUCCCGUCAGCCCGGGCGGCACUCGCUGCAUCCCCCUCAAACUGCGCUUCAAGCGCCGCUGGAGUGAGGACCAGAAAAUGGAGGCGGACGGCGAGCGGGAUGAAGCCGAGGACAAAAAGGUGAGGGCAGAGAGGAGCGGUGAAGGAGACGAGAGGGAGGAACCGGUGGACAACGGCGGAGGGCGGGGCCUGAUUUUAGGUUUGAUGAUGCCUCCGCCGCCCACCCAGCGCAGGGCUAGCUCAGAGCUGCAAAGAGCCACCGCCCAGUUGUCCUUGGAGAACGCAAGCUGCUGAGAUCCCAAAUCUACUAAACCCCAGACAUGGAAACAAUUGUUUAAAUUGUGGCCACAAUAUAAAUGAAUUGUGAACAUCUAUCAGAAUAUUUUCAGGAAUUUGCCCCUGAAAUAGCCGCUUCAGAACAAAAACACUUCAUUUAUUCUUUUAAGGCUUACCCAGACUUUUUAGUGAACAGGGAUCCCCAAACUGGUUUUGGGAGCUGAUUCAAAUCUGUAAUUGCAGGCGAUCCCAAAACAACAAAUAAUAAUAACUUGCAAUACGCAUUCUGUAGUAGUGGUUAAAAUUUUCGAGAGAAUAUGCGUUCCAUUUACCCAACUGUCUAGGAAUUUUGUGUGCGCUCAUUGCUAAUUUGCGGCCACAGAACCUUGGCUUCUUGGACACAGCUGCUUACAGUGCCUUUAUUGUGCAAAACCCUGCUAAAUUCCAAAUCGAAUUGAUUAAACUCACUAGAAUGUAUCUAGUUUAUCCUGCUGGCUCAUUAAUUAGCUUCGAGUAAUGUGACAAAAAAAAAAACCAUUUUAAUCACCCCUGAAAAAUUCUUCCCUCACCAAACAUUCUCUUGUUUCGAAAUCCUUUUAAAUUCAUGGAAUUUUGCUAAUUUGCUUUGAUUUAUUUGGAAAUACUUUUUUUUUUUUAAAAAGUAAAAUACAGGAAAAAUCUCAUUCUUCAAUAACUGCAGUCAUUUUUUUAAGUAUAUAACCCUACUUGUCCGCUGUAAUAUUUUUUUCCCCCAACAUUAUAAUGCGUAUACUAGUCGAUAAGGCAUGUUUUAUGCCAUACUUUCUGACAGAUACCAAGGACUGAAAAUUGACCACCAGUGCCUUGAAGUAUGGUCAGUAUUACCUAUCCCUUAUUACCAUAUUUUCUGCACUAUAAGGCUUAUAAGGUGCGCCUUCAUUGAAUGGCCUGUUUUAAAACUGUUUUCACACCGCAUUAUAAGGUACUGUAGUAGAAGUAGUAGUAUUAGGAGAUGGAGCGUCGCUAAAGGGAAUUUCACGAUAUGAGUAACCAGUCACGUGCAUCGGAUUAUGAGGCACACUGUUGGCUUUUUUAUGAAACUGAAGGCUUUUAGGUGCGCCUUAUAGUGCGGAAAAUACAGUACUUGUGAUUAGAGACAAAUUGAUCAAAACAGUCAUUCUUUUGUUGAUGCUCCAAACAAAAAACUCCACUAUUAACUAGGGGUGGCAUAAUAUCUCGAAAUAGUGAUAUAUCGCCAUACUUUUUAGUAGGGAUGUCCUGAUCCGAUCAUGUGAUCGUAAAUCGGGCCAAUCACGCCGUUUUUCAGAGGAUUAGAGUCGGGUGAAAAGGAUCUGGUCUUUAAAGGGAACCACGGAUAGAAAGACUUGUAGUUCGUAAAAGAUAAGAGUUAUUAGGAGUUAAAAUAACUUGAUAUCAAAACCCCUCUUAAUGUUUUCGUUUUUUUACAAUUUGUAAAAUUAGUUUAACUUGUAGGUCGCUAUUGUUGUUGACUUCGCAGGGCAGUGACGUCACUGGGUUACGUUGCCGGGCUUCCAGAGUAUGACUCUCGCAACAUAAACAUGUCAUCUGAUCAGCCCUUUCAAAAUGAACCCGAGGGGAACAUUAAUGAGUAUGACAACACUGUCAGUAUUCCACAAAAUGAGCAGCAAAAGCAAAAUGAACAGGAAAGACGGGAUAAGACGAGACGAGAGUAGGGGGAAAAAAUGGUGUUUCGCCAAAAUAUGCUAGUCCGGCAAAACAUCUACAAGACGUGAGUUUGACACCCAAAGUUCUACCGUGUGCUUUCAGCUUGUUUUGUUUAGAUGCAAAAAGACGGAACAUACUAAAGAUGCCUUAAGAAAAUACUUAAACGUAUUAAUAUCAAGUAAGGGUGGUUUAAAUACGCUGUAACGUGGCUAAUGUGGUCAACAGAUCAACUAUCUGGGAUAAAGCUACCACAAG
Corythoichthys intestinalis (scribbled pipefish) is the source of this 4334-nucleotide messenger RNA. Its product is annotated as ETS domain-containing transcription factor ERF-like. The coding region runs from base 618 to 2411 and encodes 597 amino acids. Gene Ontology annotation, biological process: regulation of transcription by RNA polymerase II; cell differentiation. Gene Ontology annotation, molecular function: DNA-binding transcription factor activity, RNA polymerase II-specific; sequence-specific DNA binding. The record is from RefSeq and is a predicted model, not a curated record. The transcript is spliced from 5 exons. Gene Ontology annotation, cellular component: nucleus. NCBI's taxonomy places the organism in Eukaryota, Metazoa, Chordata, Actinopteri, Syngnathiformes, Syngnathidae.